CUCUCCUCACAAACUUCGGGACCUCACAUCGCUACGCCCUCUUAUCCUUCCCCUAUGGGCCCAUCCAUCACGCCUGCUACACCAGUCGGACCUCGUUCUCGACUCCCUCUCGCAGCCGCUGAGCCACCCAAAGAGCCCCGCAGUGUGCGUGCCCAGCACAAAGGACUGAAAGAAAUUGAAGAGCUGCUGGGAAUGCCCGUACCUUCCUGGGUGCUGGGAGAGAAGGAAAGGAGGAUAUGGAAUGGGAUUGUGCCUUAUGUCAAGGAGAAGGAUGCAGCUAAUACCUGGAGCGGGUUUGCCACUGCUGGGGCGUAUGAUGAGCACCAGAAGGUUCUCUCAAAUAUAGACGACCUCUCCUCCUCUCACACUGGUCUCCUCCAUACUUUGCGCUCGGCAACCUUUGCGCUGAAAGACGAAGAACGCGAGUUCAACGCUGCGACAACAAGGCGGGACAUUGCAGAGGGGAUGGCCGAACGCGUAGGGCGGGGGAUGACACUGGCAGAAGGACACGAGAGCCUGGGGAUCAAUUAGGCGCUCUGUGUAGGUUCGAGGAAUAGGUCAUUAUUUCUACUUAUUGAAUGUGUUUGCUCUGGAGGGUCACAGGGUCGUUAUGUAA
Messenger RNA from Dacryopinax primogenitus, 616 nucleotides. RefSeq lists its product as uncharacterized. The transcript is spliced from 2 exons. Lineage: Eukaryota; Fungi; Basidiomycota; Dacrymycetes; Dacrymycetales; Dacrymycetaceae. The record is from RefSeq and is a predicted model, not a curated record. Bases 55 to 531 code for a protein of 158 amino acids.